UUAUAAAUACAUAAAAAUAUGUCAAACCAAUUCUAUAAUAUUAAAUGGCAAGAAGCCAUAAAUGAUUUAAUGGAGUAAAUAACAUUAGAAAAUUUACCGCUUGAAUAAAACGAGCAAACCCUUGGCAUAAAAUAUAAAAGAGACAACUAAUAAUGGCUUCAUUUUUGGUCAACAUUAUAUAUAAAAUACAUUGAAAUAUAUAAAAAAUUGGAAGAUUGUUACGAUCAACUAGUACAUCCAUAAAAGCGAGUAUUAUUAAAAUAAAUGUUAGAAACAGUAAUUGUUCGUAUGUGCGAAACCAAGCAACAAGUAAUAAAAUACAAUACACAAUAUGAUGCCACAAUCCGUUCUGAAUUCCCCAAUUUGGAUGAAUUAGUAAUGGAUUUAAAAUUAACUCCUGAUUGUUUAGACAUUCCAAUUCCUCGUUAUUUCCGUGAAGAAGACAAGAAAAAACUCGACGAAAGAAACUAACUUGUAGACUAACUUUUGCUAGAUUUUAAGGAAACAAAAGAGCCUUAAGAAGAAGUAUAUGAAGACACAAGUCAACUCCAGGCUGAUAUAGACACGGCAAUAAAAAUAAUAUAAAAAUACGAAAGAGGCCGUUAAGGAAUCGAAAGAGCCCUUUUAGCAAAAGCCUUAAAAAAAGAAGAAAUAAGAAACCAAGAAAAAAAAAUAAAACUAGCCUAAGGGCAAGAAAUGACUUUAGAAUAAGAACAAGAUAUAAUGUCUUUAAUAAUAAAAAAAUACUGGCGAGGAUACAAAGCCCGAAAAGAAAUAGAAGAAAUGAGAGAAUAAGAGUAGAUUUUUCUUGGAAUGAAAAAAUACUCCGAAGAUAUAAAUCUCCCAGAAUCCUAAUAUAAAAUGGCACAAAACCAAAGGCAAAAAUUGAAAUUUUUAUAAGAAGAACAUUACUAAGAUUUUUAAUAAGAACUCGAAAAUCUUAAGCAAAUUGUAAAAGAUAAUGAAGGCCCUGAUAUUAAAGAAAAAAUGCUUCAAGAAAGACGAGAAUGGAUUAUGAAAUAUCUAGAAGAUCGAGAAUUUUAAGAUGCGCCAGUCGACCUUACCGAUUUUUAUGAAAGGUUUAAUGUAUUAGAUCCUGAAUAGUAGGCUUUGGCUUAAUAAAAAGCAGAAGAAGAAGCCAAAAAGAAAUAAGGAGGCAAAAAAGAUGAAAAAAAAAAAGGAAAACCAUCUGAAUUAGAAGAGUUUUUAGACUCAAAUAAGCCUACAGGACCUUCUGAAUAAGUUUUGAAAAUUCAAGAAUAAAUUUUAAAGUAGACAUAGGAUUGGUCAAAAAGGGACGAAACACAAAAUUUCGAGCAAAAGCAUGAAACUGAAUUAGCAAAAGAACAGAUAAAACCUUUUGUAGAAGAUUAAAUAUAAACUUAUGUCGAUUAAAUGAUUGCUAUUGAACUCGAUAAUAUUAGAAUUAGAUAUGAUAUUAAGAAAAAAAAACCAAAGAAACCCAAAAAACCUAAAAAACCUAAAGGAAAAAAAAAAAAAUUCCCUGGAGAUGCUGUAAAUAGGGGAAGAGACCCAAAAGAUAUUCUUGCAGGAUUAGUAGAUAAAGGUGUCGUUAAAAAACUUCUUCCAGCUUCAAUUAUGGAUCUGAUUGGUGAAUAGAAUGUUUUAGGAAAACUACAAGAAAUAUAAGCUCAUGAAACGUUUAAAUAAACAGAGCAAAUUGCUGAUGCUAAAAUAAAAAAAGCAAAAAUGGAAGAGCCUGGUAAUAAAAUGCCUGAUCCAUCAAUAGCUUAAGUUCGAUAAGUUAUAGUUGAAAAUAUCGCAAUUCCUCUAGGUUCAAAUUAUGCUAAAGAGAAAUUAGAUAAAUAGAAUUACUUUUGUUUCUUUGGACCUUCCGGAUCUGGUAAAACAUUAGCAAUAAGAGCACUUGCACACGAAUGUAAUGCAUUAAUAAUUGAUAUAUCUCCAUCAACAAUAGAUGGCUAAUUUACAGAUAAAAAAGCAAUAGAUGGUUUAAUAAAUAGUGCCUUUAAAGUAGCCAAAGAGUUCUAACCAGCAAUAAUAAUAUGUGAUGAAUUAGAUUAUAUUUUUUCUUAAGGAAAAAAAAAAAAAGGAGUUGUUGUUAAUCCUUUAUUUUCAAAAAUGAAAAAACCUAUUCAAGAUUUUAAAAAAGGAAAAUUCUUCGAACCUACUGAUAGAUGUGUAUUUAUUGGUUGUUGUAAUAAGCCUUGGGAAUGCUCGCCUAAAGAUGUGAAGAAUUUCUUUGAUAAAAAAAUCUAUUUCCCUUUCCCUAAUUAUGGAACUAGAAAAUUAUUAUUUAAACAUUUCCUUCAAUAAAAAGGGAUUAAAGUUCCUGAUAAUUUCCCUCUUAAUAUUGUUGCUCAUAUAUCAGAAGGAUGGCCUGCUGGAUCAUUUAAAAUGGCAAUUGAUAAAGUACUUACUGAAAGAAGAAUUUUAAGACUAAGUUCUGAUUAACUUAAAAUUAAUGAAUUUUUAGGAUACCUAGCAAAUGCUCCUUUUACUUCUAAAGAAGACUUUAAAGAAUUUAAAAAAUUUAAUCAAGUAGUUACAGGACUUCAAGCUAAUUAUGAUGCUAAAAAUAAGCCUGUUGAUGAUAAAAAUACCAAAAAGCCAGGAAAAAAAUGA
Ichthyophthirius multifiliis is the source of this 2607-nucleotide messenger RNA. Its product is annotated as iq motif aaa domain protein. The transcript has 8 exons. NCBI's taxonomy places the organism in Eukaryota, Ciliophora, Oligohymenophorea, Hymenostomatida. Gene Ontology annotation, molecular function: ATP hydrolysis activity; protein binding; ATP binding. The record is from RefSeq and is a predicted model, not a curated record.